Molecule: messenger RNA, 417 nt
Organism: Camelina sativa (false flax)
Lineage: Eukaryota; Viridiplantae; Streptophyta; Magnoliopsida; Brassicales; Brassicaceae
Source: RefSeq, a predicted model, not a curated record
AUGGAACAAUGGAACAAUCUUCUCAGCAGUAAGAGAUUCGUCAACAAAAACUUUGCUUGCGCUCCCCCAGAAUUCAUGUUACAUACACAUUCCGAUGUUUACUCGGUUAGCGCAGAUCCAACCAUAAAAGUGAUUGAUUUGCGCAUUGAUUUAUGCUGUCGCCAUUAUCAUGUCAGUGGGAUCUGCGAUGGUCACGUCUUCGUGGACUCCUUAGAGGAAGGAGACUUUGUUUUGAAUCCGUUGUUGAGAAAGUGUAAAUAUAUUCCCAGGGAUGGUAUCUGUGACAGAGAUAUGGGUUACGAUGGUAGUAGACCAGAAAAGAGUUUCAAGAUUAUUGGACGUCGCAGUUCUAAUACGACCGAUAGAGUUGCAAUCCUAGAAUUAGCAACCAAUGAGUGGAAGGUUUAUGAGGAUUAA